UCUCCACAGACGCCGUACUACAACCACACAGUGUAUUACCAGCAACAGCCCCCUGUGUCCCCUAGCUACUACUGCUCAGAGGAGGAGGAACCUGUGGGCCACAGUCCUCCACUGGAGGUAUCUGAGGGUGAUGAAGAGGACUACAGAGACCAUGUCCCCUUUGGGGGAGACUCCAGUAACAAGAGGAAGAUCCGGCUGUACCAGUUCCUCCUGGACAUGCUGAAGAACGGAGACAUGAAGGACAGUAUGUGGUGGGUGGACAGAGAGAAAGGAAUCUUCCAGUUCUCCUCUAAAAACAAGGAGACUCUGGCCAACCGCUGGGGCACGCAGAAAGGAAACAGGAAGAGGAUGACAUAUCAGAAGAUGGCCAGGGCCCUGCGGAACUACGGCAAGACUGGAGAAAUCAGAAAGGUCAAGAAGAAACUGACCUACCAGUUCAGUCCGGAGGUACUGAGGAAAGUCUUGACUACAGAGAGGAGGCACUACCCUCACUAGUAGUACCAGAGAUUGUUCAUGUAAUGCCACUGUAUACGGGCUUUGGGAGUAGGCCUAACCUCACUGCUAUGUCUUGAAAAUAGGACAAUAAUGACUCUCUACUGUAAUUGUUUCUGGGGUAUCAUUUUAAAUGUAAUGAAAUACAAUCAGGUAUCAUUAAACAUGUUGAUGUUUAGAUUUUUGUUAUUGGUGUUAGCAUAUUCCAUGUUUAUUUAUUUACUUAACAAGUCGUCAUGUUUUGUGUUACAUAAUCUCACUCUUGACUCUAUCUUUGUGUCUGUGACGGAAAAAUAAAUAAAGUAUAUUUUCCAUAUGCUCUAGUUCCCAGAAAAUCUGUCAGUGGGAACGGAAGAAAGAUCAAAACCUCAAACAAUUGCAACAUUAGUCUAUUGUGACGGAGUAAAGAAGAGGCACAUAGUUACAGCAAUCCUUCCUGUUUCUCUGUUAUGUUAUCUGCCUUCAACCUCGUCAUCUAUCUGAUCACGUCAGUUGUUGAUGAACAGGAAAGCCAUCACAUGUCAGUUUUGGGGUGUAGGCCUAGUUUGGACAAGAGUUCUGAAACAAGGGAUGUGUGUGUGUGUGUGACACGUCUCACUCCCUUUUAAGUUUCAUCUAGAGAGUAAAUUACAGUAGUUAGUUAGUGCUUCAGCAGGAACACAGAGGCUUGUAGACCUAAAAUAAAAUAUUGCUAUUGUAACGAUGUAUUUAAGUUGAUAAAUUCCUGCAUAAAAUGGGUAUUAUGCCACCUCCUGGUAGAUUAGUGUGUUUACAUUGUCUAAUGGGUCAGUGAUAAAAAGGUAUGGGAUUCUGGGUAAUCCACAGCAGAUUUAUGGAGAAUUGCUGUGGGUGUGUUGAAAAUGGAAUGGUCUUGAGAUAGAAAUGUAUAAAAUUGAGAUUACGUUAUAAAAUCCACCUUUUACAUCGUACUUUAGCAAUUUAUGUUAUUAGUAACUACUGUUGUUGA
Molecule: messenger RNA, 1459 nt
Organism: Salvelinus namaycush (lake trout)
Lineage: Eukaryota; Metazoa; Chordata; Actinopteri; Salmoniformes; Salmonidae
Product: transcription factor PU.1-like
Exons: 2
Biological process (GO): cell differentiation; regulation of transcription by RNA polymerase II
Cellular component (GO): nucleus
Molecular function (GO): sequence-specific DNA binding; DNA-binding transcription factor activity, RNA polymerase II-specific
Source: RefSeq, a predicted model, not a curated record